Molecule: messenger RNA, 1126 nt
Organism: Phyllostomus discolor (pale spear-nosed bat)
Lineage: Eukaryota; Metazoa; Chordata; Mammalia; Chiroptera; Phyllostomidae
Gene: SEC11A
Product: SEC11 homolog A, signal peptidase complex subunit
Exons: 6
Coding region: 304-843 (179 amino acids)
Cellular component (GO): membrane; signal peptidase complex
Molecular function (GO): serine-type endopeptidase activity
Source: RefSeq, a predicted model, not a curated record
CCGUGGGGCCGAGCGCGGAAGUGGGCUGCGGUCGGUUCUCAGGUUCUCAGAAGGCGACGUCUGGAGCGGGAGAGCCCUUCUAUAGCGAGGCCGGGCCGGGAGGCUGGAUCGCGGAGGUUGCGAGUCCCUUUGUCCACUCACCGCAGCGAAGGGACGGGCCGCGUCGGUUGCCGCCCCGGAAACGGAAGUGAGGGCGCCGCGGGGUCCUGCCCAUUGCGAGCUCUGCCCGGCGUCAGUCGUUCCGCCUGCCGGUCACAUUGCGCCCCUCUGUACCGCGGGUCUCUCUGUCUCGCCGGCCCCACCAUGCUGUCUCUAGAUUUUUUGGACGAUGUGCGGCGGAUGAACAAGCGGCAGCUCUAUUAUCAGGUCCUAAAUUUUGGGAUGAUCGUCUCCUCGGCGCUAAUGAUCUGGAAGGGGUUAAUGGUCAUAACCGGAAGUGAGAGUCCCAUUGUAGUGGUGCUCAGUGGCAGCAUGGAACCCGCGUUUCAUAGAGGAGACCUUCUCUUCCUAACAAAUCGAGUUGAGGACCCCAUACGAGUGGGAGAGAUUGUUGUGUUUAGAAUAGAAGGAAGAGAGAUUCCUAUAGUUCACCGAGUCUUGAAGAUUCAUGAAAAGCAAAACGGGCAUAUCAAGUUUUUGACCAAAGGAGACAAUAACGCAGUUGACGACCGGGGCCUCUACAAGCACGGACAGCACUGGCUGGAGAAGAAGGAUGUCGUGGGGAGAGCAAGGGGAUUUGUUCCAUAUAUUGGGAUUGUGACAAUCCUCAUGAAUGACUAUCCUAAGUUUAAGUACGCCGUCCUCUUCCUGCUGGGCUUGUUCGUGCUGGUCCACCGUGAGUAGGACGCCGCCGCCGCGCCGCUCCCGGGAGACGCCCUCCUUUUCGUUGCCGAUGUUCGGAGUUGAUGUUGGUGGGGACCGGAGUGCGGCGCACGCGCCGGCCCCUUUGGUAGCGCUGGUUUGCGUUAGUUUCUGUUUCCACGCCAGAGUCUGUGGGCGGGCGCGCGUGCACCCCGGCGCGCGCCCGAGGGGACUCUCCGUCACAGGGUUUCUUUCAUGUUGUCAUUGUCACACUUUCACAUUUUUGUACAUCGGUGAAUUUUUUAUAUUAAAAGGUUGAGCCAAA